Mesitornis unicolor (brown roatelo) is the source of this 2414-nucleotide messenger RNA. It is a transcript of the gene ARPP21, whose product is annotated as cAMP-regulated phosphoprotein, 21kDa. The record is from RefSeq and is a predicted model, not a curated record. NCBI's taxonomy places the organism in Eukaryota, Metazoa, Chordata, Aves, Mesitornithiformes, Mesitornithidae. Gene Ontology annotation, cellular component: cytoplasm. The transcript is spliced from 12 exons. The annotation marks the transcript as partial.
ACCAGAGCAAAGGUUUUCUGAACAUUUAAAAGAUGAAAAAGGUGAAGAAUCCCAGAAGCGAUUUAUCUUGAAGCGAGAUAACUCUAGUAUUGAUAAAGAAGACAAUCAGCAAAACAGAAUUCUUCCAUUUAGAGAUGACAGACGAAGUAAAUCAAUUGAAGAGAGAGAAGAGGAGUAUCAGAGAGUGAGGGAGAGAAUAUUUGCACAAGAUUCAGUUUGCUCCCAGGAAAACCUUUUUGUGGAAAACAGUAGGCUGUUGGAAGACAGUAGUAUAUGCAAUGAUACCCAUAAGAAAAGACAGCUGUUUAGGGGUAACAGAGACAGCACGGGGAAGGCAUCUGGCAGUCGGCAGAGCAGUACGGAGAAUGAACUGAAGUGGACUGACCACCAGAGACCAUGGAGCAGCACUGACUCAGACAGCUCAAAUCGAAAUUUGAAGCCAGCCAUAACAAAGACAGCCAGUUUUGGUGGGAUAACUGUCCUGACAAGAGGAGAUAGCUCAUCAAGUAACAGAAGUACCGGCAAACUGUCUAAAACAGGUUCAGAGUCUUCCAGCAGCGCUGGCUCCUCAGGAUCCCUGUCACGAAUACAUCAGCCUCUCCAAAGUGCAUCUCUUGUCCCUGGGGUGACGGCUGGCUCUUCAGGCAAUGUGUCCUACCCUGAGAAUGGGAUGAGUGGCCAGGUGGCCCCCAGCAACACCAGCUAUAUCCUUCUUCCACUUGAAGCUGCAGGGAUACCACCUGGCAGUAUCCUUCUCAACCCACACACAGGUCAACCGUUUGUAAAUCCUGAUGGAACGCCGGCAAUAUACAACCCUCCCAGUGGCCAGCAGACGAUGAGGAGCCAGAUGGUGGGGCAGUCCCAGCAGCAGCCUUCAUCCCAGCAGCCUCAGCAGGUUCAACAGCCACAGCAGCAAAUGGCAAGUCACCUUGUCACACAGCCUGUUCAGGCAAUGCAGCCAUCUUCUCAGUCAGUCCAGUAUCCAGCAGUUUCUUAUCCUCCCCAGCAUCUCCUGCCAGUCUCUCCAACGCAGCAGUUUUCUGUGCGAGAUGACAUGACCACGCAGUUUAGCCAGAUGAGCUUAAGCCGUCAAUCAUCAGGAGACAACCCCGAAUCGCCUUCCGGUCCUGUCUACCCAUCGCCUCUCCUGCAGCAGCCUGCCCAGCAGACGGGUUACAUCAUGGCUUCCCCAGGUCAGCAGCUUCCCCCCGGAGGCUUCACAGGGUCGGGUCCACCAGUGUCCCAGCAAGUGCUGCAGCCGCCACCACCCCCUCCCCAGGGCUUCGUGCAACAACCACCGCCACCUGCUCAGAUGCCAGUGUAUUAUUACCCAUCUGGUCAGUACCCUACCUCAACAACUCAGCAGUACAGACCCAUUGCCUCAGUUCAGUACAAUGCACAGCGGAGUCAACAGAUCCCACAGACUGCACAGCAAGCAGGUUACCAGCCUGUCCUGCCGAACCAGCAGCAGGGGUUCCAGGGUCUCAUGGGAAUGCAGCAGCCACCCCAAAGCCAGAACCUGAUGAAUAAUCAACAGGGAAAUCAGGUGCAAGGCAUGAUGGUGCAGUAUCCAGCCAUGUCGUCUUAUCAGGUGCCAAUGACACAGGGUUCUCAAGGAUUGCCGCAACAAUCAUAUCAACAACCAAUCAUGCUACCUAAUCAAUCAGGUCAAGGAACACUUACAGCCACUGGAAUGCCUGUCUACUGUAAUGUCAUACCUCCUGCCCCACAGAAUAACCUACGGCUGAUUGCCCCACACUGCCCCUCCAAUAACGUUCCAGUUAUUUCUGCCAGCUGCAGGACAAACUGUGCGAGUAUCAACAAUGCAGGGUGGCCGGUCAAGUACUGACACUGUGGUGUAGCAUGGAUACACGAGGAUAGCGGUGCAUUAUUUGACAAAAUAACUCAUGGCCUUCAAACGAAGAGGAACACAACAGGAUAAUCAGUUGAGGACAUAAGUACUGACUAUGCUCAAGUGAUUUGCUGCUGGAAAAAUCUGUAAAAAAAAAAAAAAAUAAAAUUUUGAAAAAAAAAUGUUUGCUGGUUAAUGGUGCAUAUUUUUGUCAUGUCUGCUAGGUAUGCCUUUAUAGCUUAGCUAGUGACAUGAAUUCAUUGAGGUAAGAUUUUUUCCUACCACUGAACACCACUGUGUAGAUUGUAAUAUCCCCGAUUCGGAUUAGUUUUGUACUUUGUGUUGAGUUUGUGAAGCUAAAAGUAUUUAAAAAUAUAAUAAAAUCACAUUGUACCAAAGCUGUAAUGGAAAUGAGAAAAAAAAAUGAAAACAAAAAAAAAGAAUUACUGAAUGGAAGGAAUAAUUUAUAUACACUAUAGAGUUUUUUUAUGGAUAUAUACUGUAUUGUAGUGCUUAAUCACAAUAAAGAUAUUUGACCUCAUGGAGAAAGGUCAUGUUUCUA